Molecule: messenger RNA, 906 nt
Organism: Plasmopara halstedii
Lineage: Eukaryota; Oomycota; Peronosporomycetes; Peronosporales; Peronosporaceae
Product: 60s ribosomal protein l5
Exons: 1
Coding region: 1-906 (301 amino acids)
Biological process (GO): translation; ribosomal large subunit assembly
Cellular component (GO): ribosome; cytosolic large ribosomal subunit
Molecular function (GO): 5S rRNA binding; structural constituent of ribosome
Source: RefSeq, a predicted model, not a curated record
AUGCCGUUCGUUAAGGUCCUUAAGAAUAAAGCGUACUUUAAGCGUUACCAGGUUAAGUUUCGUCGUCGCCGUGAAGGCAAGACGGACUACCGCGCCCGUAAGCGUCUUAUUACACAAGACAAAAACAAGUACAACUCCCCCAAGUACCGUCUUGUAGUGCGCAUUACCAACAAGAAGAUCAUCUGUCAGAUUGCGUAUGCUGAGAUCGAUGGCGACAAGAUUCUGGCCCAGGCCACCUCGGCUGAACUUCCUCGCUAUGGCCUUAGCGUCGGCCUGAAGAACUAUGCCGCUGCUUAUGCCACGGGUCUACUUGUUGGCCGUCGUGUGCUAGCUAAGCUUGGCUUGGACGAGGACUAUGAAGGAAAUACUGAAGUUGAUGGCGAAAUUGUCAAGACAGAAAGCAAUGGCCGUACCUACUUUGUAGAUGAAGUAGCUGACGAGAAGCGUCCUUUCCGUUGCUACUUGGACUGUGGUCUGCGCUCUACUACAACUGGUAACCGUGUGUUCGGUGCCCUAAAGGGUGCUGCUGACGCUGGUUUGGACAUUCCGCACAGCGAAAAGCGCUUCCCUGGUUACAGCCGUGAUGACAAGAGCUACGAUGCUGAGGUGCACCGCGACCGUAUCUUUGCCGUCCAUAUCUCUGAUCACAUGAAGGAGCUUGAGGAGGACGACCCGGAAAUGCUUGCUUCGCAUUACGCUGAAUACGUCAAGGCAGGAAUUGAACCAGACAAUCUCGAAGAUUUGAUCACUAAGGUGCAUGAAGCCAUUCGUGCUGACCCAUCUCCUGCCCCUAAGAAAGAUCACACCUUUGACAAGAAGUACAAGCGUGCAGCCAAGCGCUCGCGUCAGCAGCGACAGGCUCGCGUUGCCCAAAAGAAGGCUCACGCUGCGUCCAAGGAUGAGUAA